This is a messenger RNA of Scatophagus argus, 1879 nucleotides long. RefSeq lists its product as uncharacterized. Lineage: Eukaryota; Metazoa; Chordata; Actinopteri; Scatophagidae. The record is from RefSeq and is a predicted model, not a curated record. The transcript has 3 exons. Bases 245 to 919 code for a protein of 224 amino acids.
CCUGCCUUCCCCUCCCAACAGCAGGCAGGGGCACACAGACGACCACACUCUCCAGCCAAACCCUAAUUGUGUGUGCGUGUGUCUGCAUUUUUUUCCCCCCCCUGACAUGAAGAAGGAAACUAAGUGAGUAUUUGUUCUCUGUGCCUCUGAAUUGUAGUCCUGAGCCUUUUGAGUCGUUCUGCUUGACAAGAAAAAGUGGAGGUGGCAGAAUUUAGCUGUGACAAAUUACUGGAGUUCGGCUAAAAUGUGCCGUUGUUGGAUGCCCUUCAUCCUGGCCUGGGUAUCCAUGGCAACUCCAACACUCUGCCAAAGUGGAGACUGGGGUUCAGGCUUUGACAUCUACUCUGCGGUAAUGUCCACCAACGCCACCACGCAGGCGAUUGGUGAUGAACCUGAGAGGAUGAGUGACAACAAGGACUGGAUCACAUCCGCAGCUUUCUCACCAUCAUCCUUACCUACGCUACAGUAUGAACCUCAUCCGGACAAGUGCUCAGUCCACUUCAGCACAAACGCUGCUUUACUUCGGAGACAGAAGGCACAGAAAGAAGAGCUGGCCUACCUGCAGGCCAUCCAGCAUGGAAACAAGGCAGUGAUUGAGAACUUGGCACAGUUUGUGGGAGCAGAGCUGGGAGAUCAGAGCUACGAAGAUGUGAUUAAGGAAAACAUAAUUGGCAUCCAGGAGGACCAGAAGAGCUGCCAUGAAGUGGUAGAGAAAGCAGAAGAGGAUCUAGAAAAGCAGCUGGAAGGAGAAGUGUCAAGCGCCAUCACUGGGAUGCAGAAGAUCAGAGAGGAGUCCAGAGCCUUUGAAGACAUGCUUCGUGCUGCUGCAGACAUUGCCAACAGGCUGGAGAUCUCAUCGCAGGUCCUGCAUGCUUCAUUCACCAAGCAGCUGAAAGACAUUGCCAAAAGACAUCGUUAAGAAGGUGCUGAAGACCUUGGACGCUGCACACGUCAUCCCCAGACUUGUGAAAGGUGUUUAUUAUACUGUGUGAGAAAAUAAGGCAAAUUAUCCAUCCUGCAAUUUUAUAUUUUCACUUAACCAUGUGGGAUUUACAGCACUGAGAUACAACAAUGUGUCAAGGUCAGUUUUUACGUCAACUGUAGAAAUGGUUCGAAGGAGACCAGCCCAAACAAUGGGAGAGCACACAAUGCUUUCCUUUCACUGAAGUUAUAACCCCAUAACCCAUGAAAUAUUAUUUUCCAUCCAGGCAUUAUUUGUGGAAUUUGGUGAGGUCAGAUGUGGCAACAGUAUGUGGGGCAGGUUUAAGCCAAGCUGAGUGCUUAUGGAUCAAACUAGAUUGGCCCUCGGAGAGCGAACAUAAUGGCUCUGUUAGUCUUCUCUCGAGGAGGCUAUGCAUCGGCCAUCUGGUUCCAGGGUGAGGAUGGAGGCCAGGACAGGAUGGCUGGUGUGUACCAGAGAUGAUUUUGUUUUUGCAACAAAAAAGGAGUACAUCUUGGAGAACUUUGCUAAAAACAAAAAAAACAUUGCUAUCUGUUGUUUGGAGAAAAAUAAUGAUGUGUGGAUGAGAGAGAAGAUAUUGUAUUAACAGUCAGACAGCUCCUGUGAUUAGUAGGAAAUAAACUGGAAACUCAGCAGAAAGCUUGAAGCUAAGAAAACUUGACAAAGCUUUUAAAACAAAGAAACUGAAUCUGCACAUUGUUAAAAGUACUGCAGGAUUUACAGAAAUGGUCUAAGUCAGAUUUACCUAUUAAAACAUCAGUUAUGCAUUAGCUGUGUCUCCAGCUCCAAUAUAACAUUCUCUCUUUAACCCUGCCAGGGCUCAUGAGAGAGAAUAUUUUCAUGUUUGCCAUCAUAAAAUGUGUAAUAAUAUGAAUUUGUACAAUGUUUGAUAUUGACAUGUAUACUUUAUCCAGUAAA